CACGUGCUACCUACCACAUCUGAAAGGCUAGUGUAGCCUCGCUGGAGCUCCCUGUGCUCAUGAGGGCCCUGAGAUGCCUCCAGGACUGCGAGGCCCACACCUGACACUAGAGCUGAGGUCUCACACAAAUCACAUUUCAGCUCUUUGCAUUUAAAAAAAGACCCCUUGUCUUUGCCACAUAAAACAUUCCUGCUGAAAAUGAUGCAACCUGUAGGAUGUUUUACAUUACACGUGAGUGACAGAGCUUGCCAGAUUCCAAGUCCAAGUGCUUUUGGGUCUGCACUGUAUGCUGCUAAAAAAAGUGAACAAGAGCUAAAGGAUGAAGAAAUGGAGUUGUUUACAAAAUACUACAUGGAAUGGAAAGGAGGAAGAAAAAGCGUUAAUACAUCCUACAUGAAUAUACCACGGUUUUAUUACAGGCUACCGGCUGAGGAUGAAGUCUUGCUGCAGAAAUUAAGAGAAGAAUCUAGAGCAGUCUUUCUACAGAGAAAAAGUAGAGAGCUGUUAGAUAAUGAAGAGCUGCAGAAUUUGUGGUUUCUGCUGGACAAACAUCAGACACCACCUCUGAUUGGGGAGGAAGCAAUGAUCAAUUAUGAGAGCUUCUUGAAAGUUGGUGAGAAAGCUGGACCCAAAUGCAAGCAGUUCUUUACAGCGAAAGUCUUUGCUAAAUUACUCCACAAUGACCCCUAUGGAAGGAUAUCUAUCAUGCAGUUCUUCAAUUAUGUGAUGAGAAAAGUAUGGCUUCACCAGACAAGAAUAGGCCUCAGUUUAUAUGAUGUGGCAGGACAGGGUUACCUCAGAGAAUCGGAUUUAGAAAAUUAUAUUUUGGAACUUAUCCCUACUUUGCCACAGUUGGAUGGUUUAGAAAAAUCAUUUUACUCAUUCUAUGUCUGCACUGCGGUUAGAAAGUUCUUCUUCUUUUUAGACCCUCUCAGAACAGGCAAGAUAAAGAUACAAGAUAUUUUAGCUUGCAGCUUUCUGGAUGAUUUAUUGGAGUUAAGGGAUGAAGAACUUUCUAAAGAAAGUCAAGAAACAAAUUGGUUUUCUGCUCCAUCUGCAUUGAGGGUUUAUGGCCAGUAUUUAAAUCUUGACAAAGAUCACAAUGGUAUGCUCAGCAAAGAGGAACUGUCCCGCUAUGGAACAGGGACUCUGACCAACAUAUUUUUAGAUCGUGUCUUCCAGGAAUGCCUGACUUAUGAUGGAGAAAUGGACUAUAAGACCUACCUGGACUUUGUGCUUGCAUUAGAAAACAGAAAGGAACCUGCAGCUCUACAAUAUAUUUUCAAACUGCUUGAUAUAGAGAACAAAGGGUACCUGAAUGUUUUUUCCCUGAAUUAUUUCUUUAGGGCUAUUCAGGAACAAAUGAAAAUCCAUGGACAAGAACCAGUUUCUUUUCAAGAUGUCAAGGAUGAAAUCUUUGAUAUGGUGAAGCCUAAGGAUCCGUACAAGAUCUCCCUUCAAGACUUAAUCAACAGUAGCCAAGGAGACACUGUUACUAGCAUUCUAAUUGAUCUGAAUGGCUUCUGGACCUAUGAGAACAGAGAGGUUCUUGUAGCAAGUGAUAAUGACAAUACUACAGAUAUUGACGACACAUAACAGGAAUACACUGUACUCAUGGAGAUGUGCCUAAAUAUGCACAAACUCUGAAGCUGCAGGCCUAUUUAUUAUCCAAAUAAGACACUGCCAUCUUCCCCCAGAUGUGUGGUAUUAAAACUUUGUAUAGGGAUUGUCAAAUUGACAAAUGGUGAAGCCAAAAUAGCUACAGUGCUAUUUAAGAGGCAACAGUGGUUUGGAUUUUAGUAAGCUGAAAAGAUUGUUUGGAAUCUUUCUUCAGCCUACAGUAGCAAGUAACAUUUCUUUCAACAUUUUGUUCUAGGACGUAUAUUAAAACCUGCAGAAUAGUAAGGAUGGGAUUUCCAAAAAUGCCCAGGGUUGGCCUGUUUCUGCUGAAGCCAGUAGGAAUCUUGGGAUUGAUCUAACACCGCUGUAUUUGAUGUCAGAGUUUUUAAACCUGUCAGAUGUAGUGUUCACUAGCAACUAAGUGUUAAGCAUGUUAUGUAUGUAGUAUGAACUGUUUCCUCCUCCUGCAUUAUUCAACUAUAGAUGAAGGUUUUGUAUAAAUAAAAAUUUGAAUUAUUUUAGUAGGAGGGAGAAUAAGUAAUUAACUGUGAUUGACAAGCAGAGUUUAAUACCCACACUAGCAUCUGUGGUAGACACACAAAGUACUGAAUGGCAUAAGUGAACUGUCUUGUCUGUAUGAAGAACAUGCACUGGUUUAACCUGAAUGUUUCAAAACAAUAUUAGUGCAUCUACAGAGGUGUUUGCAGCAAUUUAAAGAGUCUAUUGUUACUUAGCUUAAGUCUAUUCAGAAAUUUAUUUAAGCUACGUGCAAGUAUUUACAGCAGGGUUUUCACUGGUUUAAUUAAAAUCAUACCACUAGUCAAACU
This is a messenger RNA of Mauremys reevesii (Reeves's turtle), 2447 nucleotides long. RefSeq names its product protein phosphatase 2 regulatory subunit B''gamma (gene PPP2R3C). The record is from RefSeq and is a predicted model, not a curated record. Gene Ontology annotation, biological process: cortical cytoskeleton organization; regulation of dephosphorylation; microtubule cytoskeleton organization. The coding region runs from base 199 to 1596 and encodes 465 amino acids. NCBI's taxonomy places the organism in Eukaryota, Metazoa, Chordata, Testudines, Geoemydidae. The transcript is spliced from 13 exons. Gene Ontology annotation, cellular component: centrosome; spindle.